Molecule: messenger RNA, 2839 nt
Organism: Exophiala mesophila
Lineage: Eukaryota; Fungi; Ascomycota; Eurotiomycetes; Chaetothyriales; Herpotrichiellaceae
Exons: 2
Coding region: 1-2673 (890 amino acids)
Source: RefSeq, a predicted model, not a curated record
AUGGAAAUCCGCUCACAGAACACGGAUAGCACUAGAUACGCGGCGCUUCCUCUCUACUCGGCACAAGAGCCUCGUUUGGCAGAGAGACGGACAUGGAAGCGGCAGACUUCUUCUUCAAACGUCGACCACUCUGCCGAUUCAAUGUUUGAUGCCGAUGGACCCAUAGGCAGAACGACUGAAGCCCGUGGACUGGGGUUGACCGACGUCGAUGCAGCCUCGUCUCGAUAUCAACCCCUUCCAAAUCCACCCGCCCCGUCGUUUACUGCUUUGGAUGGAACAUUUAGUUCAAGGAUGCCAAACAAAUAUGCCAGCCCUCCGUUGCUACAGGGUCAACAGUCCAGCCCUUUACGAACCGAAACCACACUUUCAAUCGAUGGCCCGACCCAUAGUGAACAUUCGUCCCUGUCCCAUCUAGGCCCACCAACACCCAACUUUUUCACCUCUCAAUCGGAACUGCUUCAUCCUUCAAACAAAGCCGAGAAUGCCUGUCCCAGUGAUGGAGAUGUUCUCACAAGCCCAUGGUCAUGGCAUUCGGUCCCAAUUCUUUUGCUGGCCUUGUAUGCCACCGUCUUCUCAGCAAUAUUUCUUACGAUAGCAAUCAUGAAACCAAGAUGGGGAGAGAGGAUCGGCACCCAUGGAAGCCUCACCUUCGCCAAUGCCUCUCUAAUGAGCGCCAUAUUCGCCAAGACCAUCGAACUGUCCUUUGUCACCGUCCUGGUCACCCUGUUGGGCCAGGUUCUGACCCGUCGAGCUUUUGCCAAAACCAACCCCCAAAAGGGCAUCAGUAUCGCCGAAAUGAAUAUGAGAACAUGGAUCAUGCAACCGGGAAAUUUGAUUGUCAAUUGGAAAGAGUUUCGAUACGCCAAUUCCAUUAUUGGAGCGUUGGUGCUUUUAACUGCCCUGUCAGCAAUCUGGUACACCACCGCAAGCGAGGCACUCGUCAGCCCCAAGCUCAAGUUUGGCCCUGUUGCCGAUCGUAUGCUGAGCGGCCGAGUUUCCACUGUGUAUGCAAAUGCCAUGUAUUUGGGCGAGACGUGUGAACGCCCUAUUCAGCUUGCCGAUGACGAGGCCAGCGCCACGACGUGCCUGCAGAUCACCUAUGCUGGUGCAAGCUUCAAUCAUUUUUCACACUAUUUACGAAACUGGGAAAAUGCCAUUGGAGCUGGGAAUGCGAGCUUGGGAGGGUCUUCAUACUCGCAAAGACCCCCUCCGGUGGCGGUCAUGUACGACAACACCACCAUUUUUGGCCAAUGGAUCACUCCCAGCUCCGAAAAUAUCACCACCGACUCGAGGAGACAUGGCAGAUUGGUGGAAAAUGUCACAAUGGCCAUGCCCCACGCCGGUAUUUUCAACGCAGUAAGGGAACCUCGAAACCACAUUAUUCAGCCUGACGACCUUCAAGGCGCAGGGGAGUAUCGUGUUCAAGCUUCAGUUCCAGCGCCUGCAAUGAAUAUUCUUUGUGUCGGACUCACCUCGGAAGAAAUGGCCCCAAUGAUUGUCAACGUCACAGACCCAACCAAUUAUGUUCCCAAUCGUACCGCUGUCGACGACAUUUUUGGCUGGAACCCAGACGCAGAGAUCCCGGAGACACCUUGGUUCCCCAAGCUGCCUAUUCAGUACAAUACUAUCGUUCAUAUUCCUCCGGUCUGGGGACCGCCAGCGGUAUCACUUCUCGCUACCCCGGCGGAAGGAGCCAGUACCAGCGACCAUGUCCUAUGUACCAUUCGAUCUACGCAGUAUCGAGAUUGCACCACCUGGUAUAACGUCGCGCAAUCUGGCGGCCUGCUCAAGGUGCAUUGUGACGACGAUCCUGACAAUACCAUACCUUACCAAUCGUCACAACCAGAUGCUCCAAUAGGAGUGUGGGAAGCCAACUGGAAAGACAUAGGUGGAGAAUGGAUUCGAUCUUUGGCACUCAACAACGGGGUUUCUGAUGCCAACGCCAGUUCUGCUCGACUGGUCACACAAUUUAUCCCUGACUGGUCGGAGAAUACCGAUACUAUUCUCCCUUCCAACCGGCCUACGAUCGCCGAGUCGUUGGCGGUUCUGGCCGGUGGGACAGCCCUUCUCUCAAGCCUCAAUGCGCCUUUUGAUCAUAUAUGGAACUACACCGACACGAUUCUCGAAGAACCUGUGUACCAGACAUUCCGCGCCAGGUACAGCUAUAAGGACUAUGCCUCGGGUGGGACGCAGAACUGGCAAGGCAUAUUCUACGUCAUCCUAGCCGUGGUUUUCCUUUUCAAUCUAGCAACCCUUUGCUAUCUAUCCUGGAAUUUCAUCCGACACGGGUAUGUCACAGACUAUACCGAGCCACAAAAUCUUUUCGCCCUAGCCAUCAACAGUCCGCCGAGCACCGCCCUGGCCGGGGCGUGUGGAGCUGGUCCCUCACGCAAAGCGAUGUCCAAAAAAUGGAAUGUAGACAUGGCGCGGACAGAUACAGAUGUGGAUGGGUUUUCAUAUGAGCCCCAAGCGAUCGGAAGCCGACACCCUCAUUUCUUUAUCAGAUGUCGAGAAGAAGAGCUCAGUCCUAUGAUCUCCCAAAGUCAUCCAGUGACCCCUGUCUCAAGAGGACCCAAGUAUAGGCGGCACCGGCCUCCAACGAUGAAUGAUGCUGUCUACGGCGCAGAGUCGCCAUUGAUCGAGCAAUAUCAACGACUGGCGAGCAGUCGAUAACCAGCAAAACAGUCAUACCCUAUUGUCGAGCGCAAUACAAUGUAAGGGUUUUAGCAUAGCGCGGGGUUCAACUAGCUUAGAAUUGGAGCAGUGAGGAUACAACUCCAGUCAUGGGCUACAAGGCCAACAGAAAUCAUCGAGUAAUCCCAAUAUAGGUACAUUAUUG